AUGGAUAUUCCUAAGAAACGCGAUGAUAGUCUACACAAUGCAGAUCGCAGGGCAAGAGAGCUAUACCGCUAUUACCAGCCUGCUUCCCAAGCUAAGGCGGUUCCAUCUUGGCUUCCUACGAACGAUGAAUUCCCGUUUUCUGCGAUUUCAGAAACUACAAUCACCCCACCAAUCUCCGAACGAUUAGUACCUUCACACGGCAGUGCAACUUUCCGACCAGCGACGGCAACUGGCUCGGAAGCUCUCGUUCUGGGCACCCCGAAUAAUACAAUGACGUCAUUUGCCCAGCUAGCGGCCUUGCGAUUGAACGUCGAGCGGGUGUUUAUCUCUGUUUUGGAUCGUGAUGUUCAGCACAUAGUCGCCGAGGCUACAAAAUCGCUCAAUUUGAACGAUCCGUCAGUUUACGAGGAUAAUGAUAAUAUCUGGUUGGGGGUAUCUAACUCUCGUAAGAUAUGGAGUGUCUGUAAGGACACUGUUUCACUACCGCCAAACGACCGCGAGAAUGCAGACUAUCAAUUUCUGAUCGUGAACGACAUGACCGAAAAUGAGCGCUACAAACACCUUUCCUUCGUUGAAAAGGACCCCAGCUUCCGCUUUUUUGCCGGAACUCCCUUGACAACCGAUAAAAAUAUCAAUCUGGGUUGCCUUUUUGCGCUGGACACGAAAGCCCGAGGUGGAUUGUCACCGCUAGAGAAGGAUACACUGGGAUCUAUAUCGAUGAUUGUAAUGGAUUAUUUGAGCGUUUGCAGACAGGCUUGCGAAGGACGACGAGCCGCGCGCCUUUCCCGCGGGCUCAGCUACUUCGUUGAAGGAAGCUCUAGUUUCGUGGAUAGUAUCGACCAGUCACGCACCGACAGCGUCGGUGCUCCAUCACCAACUCCGCCAUCUUCCUACAAUCGACUAAGUGCCUCUGGUGGCUCUCGUGGACAAAGCUCAGAAAACGCAUCGCAAGCACCGUCCAAUAGUCCACCGACUGAUCGAUCACUCAGUAACGACGCGCGUUCCUUCAGCUCUGUCCCGUCCGAUCUAAAAUCAGACUACGAUUCUAAGAUGGGCAGUGGUUCAAAACUGGAUAGCGGUUCAAAGGUUGAAUCGGGCAGUGUAGAGAGUUCUCUGCCAGAAUGGCUGACAAGCAGCAGCCGGAAUCGACUACCGCCCGAUGAUUCGCAAGGCAACUCCUGGUGCUUCCGCAGGGCGGCCAAUCUCCUCCGUGAGAGUCUUGACCUGAAUGGCGACAGUGGGGUCAUUUUCCUGGAGGCCAACAAUAAUCUUUUGACCGAUGCCGAUAUGGGGAGUGAUUACUCCGACACAGAUGGGCCUGCCUCUGUUCUGUCAGCAUCAACAAAUGAAGAACCAUUUGCUCCCCAGGCAGGCUCGAUGGCCACAUGCGCUGCGGCCAACUUAGACCGAUCUUUCCUACAAUUGUUGCUUCGACGCUACCCCAAAGGAAAGCUAUGGUCUUUCCACCGCGAUGGGCUUAUCUCGACUUCAGAUGAUGACGACCAACAACUCAAAGACAAGGCCCCUCUUGGCACCAGUGCCACCAGUCGGUCCCCACCUAGUGCUGUACAGCCUUCGAAGCCCUUGCGAAAACGGCGGAAAGCUGCCGAGAACUCGGUACUCAACCAAUAUUUCCCAAAUGCGGCGCAAAUCAUGUUUGUACCAUUGUGGAAUGCCGUUUCCUCGCAGUGGUUCGGAGGGUGUUUCUGCUGGAGCACAAUUGAGACUCAGGUGUUUACCACCUCAGUCGAGCUCAGUUCUGUGCUUGGGUUUUCAUCCUCUAUCAUGGCCGAAUAUAGCCGCGUUGAAUCUCUCAUCGCGGAUCGCCAGAAGGGUGACUUUAUUGGGAGUAUCUCACAUGAACUUCGUAGCCCCCUUCAUGGCAUCUUGGCCGCUGCCGAGUUUUUGAACAGCACUCAUCUCAAUGAAUUCCAGGACUCAUUGCUUGAGACUGUCAACUCCUGUGGCCGGACAUUAUUGGAUACAAUGAACCAGGUACUUGACUUCAGCAAGGUAGUAUCUUUGGAACGGACAUGGCGGUCAAUGAAACGCAAGAAAGAGCCACCACUCGAUUUCAAAGGAUCUGACAAGCUAGCCCAUCACCUGGAUACGCUCGUAGCUACCGAUGUGGCUAUCCUCGCCGAGGAGGUCGUCGAAGGCAUCUGUCUUGGCCAUGUGUACGGCCAGAGCUCUACUGCUUCAGCUGACCUGCCCGUAUUGAUGCCACAUCAAACAAAGUCGCAGAAUCAGCGGUCCAAAGUCGAAGUUAUUAUCGAUAUUUCAUUCCGGGAUUGGGUCUACCGGACUCAGCCGGGCGCUUUGCGCCGCAUAAUUAUGAAUCUUUUUGGAAAUGCCAUGAAAUAUACAGAAUCUGGGCGAGUCACCUUAUCAUUGGCAGCAUCUAGUCAAUCUGAAGGACGAUCUCGGCGGCAAGGCCUGGAAGACUUGGUCACCCUGACAGUAACCGACACUGGUAAAGGUAUAUCGGAAGAGUUUCUGCGUGGCAAACUUUACACCCCCUUUGCCCAGGAAGAUGCCUUGGCUGUUGGUACUGGACUGGGAUUGUCAAUUGUUCGCAGCUUGGUCAAGGCUCUGAAUGGAAGCAUUCGAAUCCGCAGCCGUCCAGGGGAGGGUACUGUCGUACAUGUAUCUCUUCCUCUAGAGCGGCCUGUUGGAAAGGAAAGCCCGGCCAUCGAACCAUCUGGGCAGCUUAUCCAACAGAGAGAAACCUUGACCCAAACUCUUCUCUUACGCGAGCAAUACUCUGGUAAACGAGCCUCUAUUUGGAGUACUGACCCAACCGACGUGACUACCGACUCUAACUGGUCUGAAAUCGCUCGAUAUAUUUCAGACUGGUAUGGUAUGGAAAUCGUCGCAUGGAAGCCGGAAGCCCAUAUUGAUCUUGUGCUUAUCGAUGAAACUGAGUUACCAAACUUCCGCACCAUUGCACCCACUGCCACUUUUACUGCUCUUCUCGUCCUAUGCCACAAGUCGGUGGAUUACACCGAGGCGAAAUCCGAGUGGUUGACUCUUGCUUCCUCCGUGAACAUCAUCCGGCGUCCCUGUGGGCCACACAAAUUAGCUCGAAGUGUAAUGAGAUGUCUGACCCAUGGGCAACCGAGAUCCGAGACACCAGCCUCCUCUAUGCAACCACUGAGUCUACCGCUCCGGCCAUCCUCGUUGCCAUCUGAACUCGCUUCGCCCCGCAUAUCCAAUGCCGAUUCUUGUAGCGCCCCAGGUCUGAAUUAUCCUGGAAUUCGCCCCAUGACAAUAUCACCACUGCAACAACCAUCACAAAUCACCGCAUUACCCGAGGAUAUUUCAAAAUCCCCUUUGCCAGAACCCCUGCUAGAGCGCUCAAGCAAACCUCAGCGACUGGCACGAGUGCUUGUGGUUGAUGACAAUCGAAUAAACCUCAACCUGAUGAUGACGUUCCUCAAAAAGCGCCAACUGACUGAGCUGGACCCAGCUGAGAAUGGCAAAUUGGCCGUUGAGGCAGUUGAGCGGAUGCAGAGUGGCUAUGAUAUCAUCUUCAUGGACAUGUCUAUGCCUGUCAUGAAUGGGUUUGAGGCUACUCGUGCUAUUCGCUCGUUGGAGAGGGAUACGGAUGGUCGCAAGCCAGCUAUCAUUAUUGCCUUGACUGGACUCAGCAGCUCUCGCGAUGAGUCCGAUGCUAUGGCUUCUGGUGUGGACCUGUUCCUCACCAAGCCGGUCUCUUUCAGAGAAGUAGCACGGCUACUAGAUGAGUGGGAAAGGGAUGGGAUGGUAACAGAACGGAAGAUGGCAUGUUGA
Molecule: messenger RNA, 3792 nt
Organism: Penicillium hordei
Lineage: Eukaryota; Fungi; Ascomycota; Eurotiomycetes; Eurotiales; Aspergillaceae
Exons: 3
Coding region: 1-3792 (1263 amino acids)
Biological process (GO): protein autophosphorylation; phosphorelay signal transduction system
Molecular function (GO): histidine phosphotransfer kinase activity; phosphorelay sensor kinase activity
Source: RefSeq, a predicted model, not a curated record